This is a messenger RNA of Dipodomys ordii (Ord's kangaroo rat), 5607 nucleotides long. RefSeq names its product La ribonucleoprotein domain family, member 4B (gene Larp4b). The transcript is spliced from 17 exons. The record is from RefSeq and is a predicted model, not a curated record. Gene Ontology annotation, cellular component: cytoplasmic stress granule; cytosol. Bases 37 to 2286 code for a protein of 749 amino acids. Gene Ontology annotation, molecular function: mRNA 3'-UTR binding. NCBI's taxonomy places the organism in Eukaryota, Metazoa, Chordata, Mammalia, Rodentia, Heteromyidae. Gene Ontology annotation, biological process: positive regulation of translation.
CCUGAAGUUAGCAUUCAUCUUUGUCCAGUGGAGCUCAUGACUUCUGAUCAGGACACUAAAGUUGUGGCUGAACCGCAGGCGCAGCGAGUCCAAGAGGGCAAGGACAGCUCUCAUCUGAUGAAUGGUCCGAUAUCUCAAACCACUUCCCAAACAAGUUCCAUCCCAGCUUUGAGUCAGGUAACAACAACUAAGGUUUCAGAGCUAAAUCCUAAUGCAAAAGUAUGGGGGACUCAUCUGUUACACUUGGAAGCAAGUAAUGCAGCUGUGGGUGUGAGUGCCACAUGGGAGGAAGUUCCCAGCCAUCAUGCCGCGUGUGGCCCACAAGGGUUGGAUGCCAAUGGAGAUGGUGACAAAAGCCAUGAGAAUGCAGCAUUGCCAGACUUACCAGAGUCCACUCAGACAGACAUGAACACUUUGGCUCUGGAGCAGUCAGAAUAUGAACCUCUGCCUGAAAAUAGUGAAACAGGAGGAAAUGAGUCUCAACCAGAAAGUCAGGAAGAAGACCCUCGAGAAGUUCUUAAGAAAACGUUGGAGUUCUGCUUAUCUAGGGAGAAUCUUGCUAGUGACAUGUAUCUCAUAUCACAGAUGGAUAGUGAUCAAUAUGUGCCAAUUACUACGGUAGCUAACCUUGACCAUAUCAAGAAACUCAGUACUGAUGUGGAUUUGAUUGUUGAAGUGCUAAGAUCUUUACCUUUAGUCCAAGUGGAUGAAAAGGGGGAAAAAGUAAGGCCAAAUCAAAACCGCUGUAUAGUGAUACUUCGUGAAAUAUCUGAAUCUACCCCUGUAGAAGAAGUAGAAGCACUAUUUAAAGGAGAUAAUUUACCAAAAUUUAUAAACUGUGAAUUUGCCUACAAUGAUAAUUGGUUUAUUACAUUUGAAACAGAAGCUGAUGCACAACAGGCUUACAGGUAUCUUCGAGAAGAAGUCAAAACUUUUCAAGGAAAACCAAUUAAGGCACGGAUAAAAGCAAAGGCAAUAGCUAUAAACACAUUUUUGCCAAAGAAUGGAUUUAGACCUCUGGACAUGAACCUUUAUACACAGCAGCGUUAUACAACAUCAUUUUAUUUACCUCCAGUAUACAGUCCCCAGCAGCAGUUUCCUCUGUACAGCCUGAUUGCCCCCCAGACGUGGUCAGCAACACAUAGCUACCUUGAUCCACCCUUGGUAACUCCGUUUCCAAGUACUGGAUUUAUAAAUGGGUUUACAUCACCAACCUUCAAACCUACAACAUCCCCUCUGACGUCACUCAGACAGUAUCCGCCUAGAAGCAGGAAUCCUAGUAAAUCUCAUCUACGCCACGCGAUUCCCAGUGCAGAGAGAGGACCAGGACUACUAGAGAGUCCUUCCAUAUUUAACUUUACUGCAGAUCGACUAAUUAAUGGUGUCCGGAGUCCACAGACGAGGCAAGCAGGGCAAGCUAGAACACGGAUACAAAACCCUUCUACUUAUGCCAAGAGAGAUGUUGGAACUGGGCGUGUGGAACCAAGUAGUCUUGAAUCCUCUCCUGGUUUAGGAAGAGGAAGGAAAAAUUCCUUUGGGUAUCGGAAAAAAAGAGAAGAGAAGUUUACAAGCAGCCAGACUCAGUCUCCAACUCCACCAAAGCCACCAUCACCAACCUUCGAACUCGGGUUGUCUAACUUUCCCCCGUUACCUGGAGCUGCUGGCAAUUUGAAGACAGAGGACUUGUUUGAAAACAGGCUAUCUAGUUUGAUAAUAGGAUCGUCAAAAGAACGAAGCCUCAGUACAGAUGCAAGUACAAAUACCAUUCCUGCUAUGGUCCCCAGAGAGCCCUCUCUGCCAGCUUCCUGUGCUGUGUCAGCAGUGUACGAACAAUCCCCAUCCCCCGCCCAUUUGCCUGAGGACACCAAGGUGAUAGAAAAGCAAAGGGAAACGCACAGUGUGGACAGACUUCCUCCCACCCUUACUACAACUGCGUGUAAAUCAGUGCAGGUGAAUGGAGCCGCCACGGAACUACGAAAGCCCAGUUAUGCAGAGAUUUGUCAGAGAACGAGUAAAGAACCUCCUUCCUCCCCAUCACAACCCCAAAAAGAACAAAAGCCAAACACUGUCAGUUGUGGGAAGGAGGAGAAGAAGCUCGCUGAGCCUGUGGAGAGAUACAAAGAGCCCCCCGCCCUCAAGCCCACUCCUGGAGCCCCCAAAGAUCAGAGGAGGCAGCCAGGGCGUCGGCCCUCUCCCCCAGCCUCGGCCUCGGCUUCAGCUUCAGCAUCAGCAGUUGGGAAGCGUCUCCACAGAGAACAGAACACUCCCCCCAAGUCUCCUCAGUGAAGAGCAGAUGCCCGGAGGGGCCGGAAGAGCUGCACUCACCACGUGAAACUCCCCAGCAGCACAAAGAGUCACUAGUUAGGAGCCAGCAGUGUCUGUGAGGCCUGUGGGAUGCUGCAAGUUAGUUUUUUUCUGUGAGUCGGAAUUUUCCCCUCUUGAAAAAAAUCUAUUUUUCAGGAUUUAAUUAAUAUAAACCUUAUUUUAGGUUGGUGCUUAACUGGAGGUGAUGCAUAAGUCUGAUUUUUUUUCAGGAUAGAAAAUGCAUUUAUCCUAACAAAUUGAUACUUUUUAUUAAGCCUCCAUGUGGCUCUGAAUGCAAGUUAUAUAUAGUGAGUUUUUCUAAAUUAAGGGAACUAUGCUACUUUUUUUUUUUUUUGGUUUUGUUUUGUUUUAAAUAAUUGGUCUGCAAGUGCAUAUCUUGUCGGUGUCCCAGCAGAUGGAUGAGGGCUGAUGCGCUGGCCCGGGCCUCACAGAGAAAGGGGCUGGCAGUGUCCGGGCGCCAAUACACUGGCACGGGAGCUGUGUUCUCAUUUAAACUCUGUAUCAGGUGAUUCUAGCUUUAAACAAAUACAUAAAUAGAGAAUAGGAAUCUAUAUUCCUUUUUUGAACUAGUGGGCAGAAUGAACCUGCAAAGAGUCCUAGAAAGACAUGAAACCUUUGAGUGUUACUAUCCUACAAGCAAGUAACCAGCUUCUCACUCCAGUUUCAAGUGGCUGCAAUGUAAAAUAAAUUCAAAGCACAUUGUGAAUAGAACCUGAAUGAAAUGCAAACUUUGCUGCCCAGUGACACUGUACCAUGAAGUUGAACCUGGUGUUGUUUUGAUCCCCGUGGGCGGCUGUGUGCCUGCUCUCCACAAUCUCUCAUGUCCCCACGCACGCUUGUUAGAGGGUCCACACCGUAGUCGGCUCCAUGUGGACACCCUCCUGUUCCUCUACCCGCGCAAGGAUUGACAAGUGUAGCCAUGAGAGAUUGGUGUGUGUGGUUUCUUUCCCUCUUGGGCUGGUGGAGACAAAAUUCCCUGCUUUUUUUACCUCCAGUACGAGGGUCUCAUUGAGUCACUUCUAGAAGUGCCGCACUUCUGAAGAACAAGGGUGCACUAAAGUUAGCAAGUUUAUCAUAAAGUUAAAUAUAAAUUAUUUUGUUUUAAAAAUGCCUAAAAUUUUUCUUUAAGUAUUCUAAGCAGCAAACAUUAAAAUAUUUCCUGCUAAAUGUAACCAUACAGUUUAUUCCACAAAAUAUUAUUUAACAAGACUGAAGUUGUCUUUUUUUUUAGAAGAAAAAUUAUUUCCAUCCAAUAUUUAAAGACUUGAAUUUUAUUUAAACUUGAAAAUGACUUUGCCUUAACUUUUGUAUAAGACAGUGUAGAGCUCAUGGAGACCGGCCGCUGGGUUGGCAGGAGAGGAUCAGAGUUACUCAGUUACGUGCAGAUCUCUCGUCGAUAAAUCUUCUGAGUAAGCAUAUGGUAGUACAAGAACUAGCAGGUUUUGUAAUAUACCUUACAGAUCUUCAACAGUUGAUCUUUUUUCAGAUUGUUGAAAAAUUCUGUAAAUGCAAAUAGUCGAUACUGUAUUAAAUAUGUGCACUUGGGAGUGUGCUUUGCUUGUACAGUUGUAAAUAAUCAGAACAUAUUAAAAAGGUACCCUACAGAGAAAAAUCUGAUAAAAAAUUAUUGAUAUAUUAUAAAUGUUGAGCUGGAUGUAGAUAAACUAAAUGUUGUGGUUUGAAUAUUAUUUUAAUUUGUUGAGGUUUUUUUUUUCUCAUACUGGUGUGUGGAACUGAUUCUGCCUCUUUGCUGCAAAAAGAAAAUGGAAAGUCUUACUCAGAGCAUCCAGAUGUUUCCAUACUUGUAAGAAGUAUGUAAAUAAGUGCUAAUCAUAUCUAAUGGGAAAUGGUUUAGAACUAUAAUUUGGAAAGCAGAAACUGGCAGUUCCUUCAAAUGAAAGUAAAAAAUAAUCUUCUAAUUAAAUCAUAUAUUGCUAAGUGUGAUUUAUCCUGCCAGGGAAACCAUGCCUGAUGUAUCAAUUGUCAUUAUUUAAAUACAUAGAAACAUGCAGUGCUAAUAUGCUUCAAAUGCCUGUUAAAGAAACAUGGGAAUUAAUUUUUUUAGAGUUGUCAGAUCACUGACAAAAAAAAGUCAGAAAUAAUUGAUGUCUUGAGCCCAGACUAACAGAUUGUGUAGACACUGGCGGGUCCUUGGGGUCCCAUCUUGGCUGGAGGAGGGGCCAGGGCAGGGUCAGCCGUCCUCUCGUCUUCACCCCCAGCUUCCAGUGCUCCUGGAGUUACGCCUUUUAGAGAGAUGCUUUCCCAGGCAUGAGCAUGGCAGUGCCACAAGUCCGUGUGGGUAGAGCCAGCUGUUCCUCAGCAGCUGCACUCAGGGGCUGUGGGCAUGAGGCAGGGGGCACCGUGGCCAGGCCGCCACUGCUGCUCGGAUGAGUUGGACACUUUAAUUACUGCUUAUCAGUGGCACAGCCUGGCUCUGGGAGCUGAAAUCGUGCUUGGAUAUCUUUUUAAUUAAUAGAUAUGCCAAAUAGCUAUAUGAUGUCAAAAAAUGAUAAUAUGAUAAUACUCUUUGAGAUUUUCCACUCAGAAAAAAAUGGGAAUUUUUGACCAUAGGAAGUUGUGAGGGUGCAUGUGGACUCUUGCUCUGUCACAUACAGCUAAUGACAUGUGGCUUUCAUACUUUUUAAAUUUUCUUUUAGUGUCUCAGGUUAUAGAAUCAGAGAUACCGCAGUCACAAAUGACAUUUUAGCUUGUAAAAUUGUGUGAUGAUACCUUAUUCAAAUGUUGGAAAUAUAGGAAUAAGAAUCUGGCCCUGAUUCACCAGACAUGAAUUUUGAGUAAUUGCUCUCUUUAAGAGUUGGUGUUCUGAUUGAUGCCUCUGGUUGGUCCCUCCUGUCACUGCAUCACUGGUGGCCACUUGUAGGUGGCUCACACGUCUCAUAUUGCUGUACUCGUCAGGAUUGCUGCCGUUGAUACGUAGGAACUGGUUUGGUAUAUCACAGCAAAUGACAAAUGGUGCAGACCUGUCUUUGUACCCCUUCCAUGAGCUGUAGUUGUGGGUUGUGUGCUUUGUAGCCUGGUAUAUGGGAAGCAGCAGACAAUCGGAUUCCAGGGGCACUGACGGCUGCCGAGUCACAGUGGGCGUGUGGUGUGGAAGCUUUCUUGAGGGAUUUUGUUUUUGUUCUCCUUUUCAUUAAGACUGGAAUCAAGCGUACAUGUAAACUAUUGGUAAUUUAAGUUUCCUUUUGUGUCCUUCAGUGUAAAACUGUCUAAUUUGGAAAAAAAAUGUAGGUUAUGAAAAAUAAAGAUUUAGGCACUGUUCAA